Molecule: messenger RNA, 1233 nt
Organism: Peromyscus maniculatus bairdii (prairie deer mouse)
Lineage: Eukaryota; Metazoa; Chordata; Mammalia; Rodentia; Cricetidae
Source: RefSeq, a predicted model, not a curated record
GAAUGAGACAUCACUCCAGAACAGGGGAAAGAGAGGCACAUAGAGAGCCCAAGAGAGGAGAAAAGAGUGAAGACAGCAAAUGAAGAAACACAUCAAUAGGAAAAACAAGAAAUAGAAAACGAGCCCUCCUAGGUGCUAAGUCUCUGAAGCUGCAGCAUCCAGUCUCCAGCCCAGCUCCUGCUGACCACGAUGUCGGAAAAACCGAAGGUGUAUCAAGGUGUCCGGGUGAAGAUGACCGUGAAAGAACUCCUGCAACAAAGAAGAGCACACCAGGCCACCUCGGGGGCAACCCUGUCAGGAAGCAACAGUAUCCACCUUCCAGACUCCAGCACGCCAUCGUCUGCAGGACUAUAUUUUGAACCCGAACCGAUGUCUUCCACACCCAGCUAUUUUCAACCCCGAGAAUUUUCCACCUGUGUCUCUUGUGAGGAAAGUCCAAGCUGCCUCGACCAGAUCUUUGAAUCCUACCUUCAGACAGAGACACUCUCAGGGCCUUUGCUCAACUCCACGCAAAGUGCUCCCCACUAUUUCCCAGACAGCUGUCAAGUGGCCCCUUUCUGCUAUAACCAGAGCCUGACUCCAGAAUCGCCUUCGGAUUCCUCCAGUCUCUCUGGCUCCUUUGACUGCAACUACUCACCAGCUCAGCUGCCUUCCUACACUCCAGAGAAUUACUCAUCUCCGCCUUCUCUGGAUUCCCUAAACCACAGCCUCCCAGAGGAAGGCUACCCAUAUCACCACCAUUGGCCUUCCCACACCCAGUACAACCACUUCUCCCCGGCCACCCCCUCCGUCUGCUACUGUGCAUCCUGUGAAGCCGAGCAUCUGGAUGCCUUCAGAACCACAGAGUUCUUCUCCUACUCCAGCACAGACUAUGUGGACUUUGCCCCCUCGGCCGCCGCCGUCGUCGCCGCCGCCACCACCACCAGCGAUUUCUAUAAGAGGGAAACAAGCUGUGAUGCCUGCUACAGUUAGUAAAAAACCACACUGGAACGUGUCGUGGGUAUAUCUGUUUCUCUACCGCAUCUAGAUGACACUAACAUUCAACCCAUUCACAAAACAUCCCACAUAUGGUUUACAUCUCACAGUUUUAAACCUCCUGACACUAGUGUAGGAAUCGAUAUGAAGCGCUCAAACCUACCUGGUCUUGUGCCACCCUCAUUUUACACACUCACUGUUAAAAAUGUUUGUGUGGAAUUCCCCCCAUGCCUUGCUUCUCAGUGUAACGAACAAACU